Syngnathoides biaculeatus (alligator pipefish) is the source of this 2196-nucleotide messenger RNA. It is a transcript of the gene rab3il1, whose product is annotated as RAB3A interacting protein (rabin3)-like 1. Gene Ontology annotation, cellular component: Golgi to plasma membrane transport vesicle. Bases 288 to 1064 code for a protein of 258 amino acids. Gene Ontology annotation, molecular function: guanyl-nucleotide exchange factor activity. The transcript has 9 exons. Lineage: Eukaryota; Metazoa; Chordata; Actinopteri; Syngnathiformes; Syngnathidae. The record is from RefSeq and is a predicted model, not a curated record. Gene Ontology annotation, biological process: exocytosis.
UAGAUCUGGAUCCCGAACCAGAGCCCAGAUUUGAUGGAAGAGGCCAGCCUGGGCCCACGUUGGAAAUAGACAAUGGCGUCCAUUCACGCCUACGCAGCUCUUCAUUGGAAAUCCGAGAGAAAGAAAUUCGCGAGAAGGGUUCUGAGAUCCUCAGCGAACAGUUAGAUGCUGCGAAGAAGGAACUAAAACUCAAAGAUAAGGAGUGUGAGCGUCUGUCGCAGGUCAGAAAUCAACUGGAACAAGAACUGGAGGAGCUCACAGCCAGUCUGUUUGAGGAGGCUCACAAGAUGGUGCGGGAGGCCAACGUCAAACAAGCCGGCGCUGAGAAACAACUGAAGGAGGCUCAGGGAAAGAUUGAUGUCCUCCAAGCGGAAGUGACGGCACUCAAGUCUCUGGUGUUGACGUCCACGCCGUCCUCGCCGAACCGCCAGCUGCAUCCCCAACUGCAGCCUCCGGUCACCAGACAGAUUGGUGGUCACAAUCGAAACAAGAGUAUGAGCGGUGUUCUUCCAUCCCCACUCGGGACCAAUGCACUUCCAGUACAACCAGUGGCCAAAGAGGACCGAGAGAUGGACUCGGUUCUUUACGCGGAGUUCCUCAUGUGGAAGGAGCAUCCGAGUCUCGAUCGCUCGUCCGCCCUCAUGGGUCGCAUCUACAGAGAAGACAUCGCCCCCUGCCUCUCUUUUACUCGAUCUGAGCUAUCCCAGCUGGUGCAGACCGCCGUCGAAAGCAACUCUUUGACCAUCGAGCCCGUGGCCAUGUCAGCGUUACCGCUGGUUAAAGCCUCAGCGAUAGAGUGCGGAGGACCUAAAAAAUGUGCAUUAAGCGGCGUGUCGCGACUGUGCCGACAUCGCAUAAAACUCGGUGACAAGGGGAACUACUACUACAUUUCCCCCUCCAGCCGGGCACGGAUCACGGCCGUUUGCAACUUUUUUACGUAUAUCCGCUACAUCCAACAAGGCCUGGUCAGGCACAAUGCUGAGCAGAUGUUCUGGGAGAUGAUGCGUCUACGAAGGGAAAUGACUGUGGCCAAGUUGGGUUUCUACCUCAUUGAGCAGGGUUAGAGGACCUGAUUGACCAGUUGUGAUAUGAAGACCAAGACUGUCAGGCUCACAAUGUGGUAACAUAUCAGAGGUCAACAAAGAAAACAGUUGUACUACCACAAUAAGGCAAUGAAAGGCAAAGUGGAUUUUAAUAUGCUCCUAUGUUAUAAAAAUAUGUUUACAUGCAUAGUUUUUCAUCUUCAUGAAGUCACUACAAUCCAUACAAAUGAACGUAUGCAUUAUAAUUCAGACAUAUAUGUACCGGAAUAUUUACACAAGUAUAAUGUUAUAAAGCAAUAUUACACGUACACGUAAGUGCCACAUCGAUUUAAAAUGCUGGUGUCAAACUCAAGGCCCGGGGGCCAGAUCUGGCCCGCCACAUGAUUUUAAGCCAAAUCUAUAGUGUCAAUUUCCAUGAAUCUUGUAAAAAUCUCUACCAAAAUUUUAAAUUGUCAUAUAACAUAAAUUAUAACGUUGAGAUAUUACAAGCAUUUUUGUUUUACCAAACAUGAAUAGUUGAAAAACACAUUAGCCUUGAUUUCUGGUUCCAAAACUAGUUCAUAAAUUGAUGAUGUAAAUAUGAUGAGAUGAUUCAAUAUUUUUGUUCCACUGUCAUAAUGGCCCCCUGAGGGAAACCGGAACAACGUUGUGGCCCGUGAGAAAAAUGAGUUUGACACCCCUGAUUUAAAAGGUUUACAAACAUUUGAUCCCCAUUUGAUGUAUAGCACAAUCACCACAGCAGCUCAGCCGCAAGUAAACGUUUCAACAUAGUUUGUAAAUCUGCAGCUUCAUGUUGGCUUCCCUGUUAAAUGAGAUUUAUUUCUCUGCAGUUUUCGCUAAAUAAAAUUCAACACACAAGUGAAGAUAUGCACAUUCAAGAUCAACACAACAUUUGUACGAUACUGUAUGAGCCGUUAGAUGGAAUACGUUGUCCAUACCCGUCCUAUGCAAUUUACAUUGGCUGUUUUACCUCAUAGUAUACGUGUAUUGUUAGUUAUUUUUAACAGUCAACUGUAUUUUCAAGGUGAAAAUGAAGAAAUGUCCGGGUGCCGUAAGUCCAAUAGCCACUUCUUGGCCUCGAAGGCUUUGAGGUCUUCACAGCGUCAGUGUACCCAAAAGUGCCAACACUCCAUUAAAGUCUGACUAUGCCGCA